Aethina tumida (small hive beetle) is the source of this 7763-nucleotide messenger RNA. RefSeq names its product filamin-A (gene cher). Gene Ontology annotation, molecular function: actin filament binding. The record is from RefSeq and is a predicted model, not a curated record. Gene Ontology annotation, biological process: actin cytoskeleton organization. Bases 172 to 7473 code for a protein of 2433 amino acids. Lineage: Eukaryota; Metazoa; Arthropoda; Insecta; Coleoptera; Nitidulidae. The transcript is spliced from 21 exons.
CUUUAACUCGGCUGGUACACAGCUUUUUCACAUCGGUGAUUUUACGUGUAAAAGUGCAAUGGUUUUAAGGAUUUAUAUUUGAAUUAUCGGUGCUUUAUUAAAUAAAUUAUUGGGGGUCAAUAGGUGUGCGUGUGUGUGCAUGUGUGUGUGUGCCGGUCAAAAAAUUUUAAGAUGAGCAGCAGCGAGCUUCCCUACCCCGUCUGCACCGGUUCUGAACCGGUCGCGGUGUAUCAGCAGACCAAUACCGACUACAGUGAGUUUAAUGACGACGACGAUAUGGUGACCACGGAGCGCGAGCUUGCGGAAGACGCACAGUGGAAAAAAAUACAACAGAACACGUUCACGAGAUGGGCCAACGAACAUUUGAAGACCGUUUCGAAGCACAUCGGCAAUUUGGAGACGGACUUGAGCGACGGAUUGCGGCUGAUCACCCUCAUCGAGGUGCUGUCGGGCAAACGGCUGCCCAAACACAACAAGAAGCCGUCGUUCAGGUCGCAGAAACUCGAAAAUGUGUCCGUCGCCCUCAAGUUCCUGCAGGACGACGAGGGCAUUAGGAUCGUCAACAUCGAUUCCAGUCACAUAGUAGACAGUAAAUUAAAACUAAUAUUAGGUCUAAUAUGGACAUUAAUUUUACAUUAUUCAAUAUCUUUGCCCAUGUGGGAUGGUGAAGAUGAAAUGAAUAAUGGAGGAAGCGAACCCACACCAAAACAAAGGCUGAUGAACUGGAUCCAGAGCAAAGUGCCUGAAAUCCCAAUUCACAAUUUCACCUCCGACUGGAACGAUGGAAAGGCUGUUGGUGCUCUGGUGGAUGCUGUUGCUCCAGGUUUAUGUCCAGAUUGGCAAGAUUGGGACCCCAAAGACUCGGUGCAGAACGCCUCCGAAGCCAUGGGACUCGCCGACGAUUGGCUCAAUGUUCCCCAACUGAUUAAGCCUGAAGAAAUAGUAAAUCCCAACAUUGACGAACAGUCCAUGAUGACCUAUUUGUCGCAAUAUCCAAACGCCAAACUGAAGCCCGGUGCUCCAUUAAGACCGAAAACUAGUCCGAACAAAGUGAGAGUCUAUGGACCUGGAAUCGAACCUACAGGUCCGGUGGUUGGGGCCCCCGCCAACUUCACAGUUGAAACCUUCUCAGCUGGCAAAGGCGACGUAGACGUAAUAGUAGAGAACCCUAAAGGCCAAAAGGAACCAGUAGAUGUAAGAUUCAACAACGACAGAAACCUGACGUACACAGUAGCUUACACGCCGCAACUCGAGGGCAACCACAGAGUCAGCGUCAAGUUCGCCGGUAGAGAAGUUCCUAAAAGCCCCUACAUCGUGAAGGUGGAAGGACACGCCGGCGACCCCACCAAGGUGACCGCCUGGGGACCCGGCCUACAACCCGACGGCGUGUGCAUCAACAAGCCCACCUACUUCGAUAUUUCCACCAAAAACGCUGGCAAGGGUGUGCCACAAGUGAUAAUCCUGGAUCCAUCCGGCAACAAGAACUCCGUGCCCGUCACGGUCAGACAGACAAACCCAGACUUAUGGCGAUGCGAAUACGUCUCACCAGUGGUUGGCUUACAUUCCGUUAACAUAUUCUUUGCCGGCCAAACAAUUCCGAACGGUCUGUUGGGUGUUAGAGUGUCCCCCGUCUCCGAUCCAAAGAAAGUUAGAGCCAGUGGACGUGGUUUACAACCUUCCGGCGUACGAGUCAAGGACGAAGCCGACUUCAAAAUUUACACCGAAGGUGCUGGUGAAGGAGUGCCCGAGGUCCACAUCAUCGGCCCUGGAGGCGUCAAGGAGCAGUGCAAGAUAACGAAAAUCGACGGAACCACAUACCACUGUGUCUACUAUCCGAUGAAAGAAGGAAGAUACCGCGUCAUGAUCACUUAUGCCACCCAAGAAAUCCACAACUCUCCGUUUGAUGUUAAUGUGGGACCGUACAAGGAGACGGCCAUUAAAGUUUACGGCCCCGGAUUGGUUGGUGGUGUGGUAGGAAACCCAGCCCUGUUCACCGUGGAGACUCACGGUGAAACCGGAGCCUUAGGAUUUAGUAUUAAUGGGCCAUCUCAAGCUAAGAUCCACUGCCACGAUAAUGGGGACGAAUCUGCUGACGUUAAGUACUACCCUACAGCUCCAGGAGAAUAUGCAGUACACAUCCUCUGCGACAACGAAGAUAUACCUAAGAGUCCCUACAUUGCUCAAAUCUUGCCCAACACCGACUACUAUCCUCAAAACGUCGAAGUAUACGGACCCGGAGUGGAACCCACUGGAGUCCAAAAACUGGAAACUGCUAAAUUUAUUGUUGAUGCCAGGAAGGCAGGCCCCGCCCCACUCGACGUCAAGGUCACCGACGGAAACUGGAACAACGUAGACGUGAAACUGGUGGAGAAGGCGGACGGCACCAUCGAAGGCUCGUACACCCCCAAGAGUGGCAGUAGGCACACCGUGCAAGUUAACUACGGAGGCGUGGCUGUGAAAAAUUCGCCCUUCAGAGUUUUCGUCGGUGAAACAGUCAACCCCGCCAAGGUGCAAUGUUUCGGGCCAGGAAUCCAAGACGGGGUCAAAGCUAACACACCAACCCACUUCAACAUUGAUACAAGAGAGGCCGGCGAUGCCGAGCUCGACAUCCACCUGGUAAACGAAAACAACAAGGAAAUACCAGUAAGACUGACUGACAACGGCGACAAGACUUACACUGCUGAUUACGAACCCACCGAACCCGGUUUGCACACCAUGACUUUGCACUACGGAAAUCUUAAAGUUCCUAGCACGCCCAUUAAGUUUAAGGUCGAACCAAACGUUGAUGUGUCUAAAAUAAGGGUCGACGGAUUAGAGCCAACUGCACCGGUAAAUAGUUUACAACAAUUUAGAGUAAUAACAGAGGACGCAGGGAAAGGAGAAAUAGCCAUAUCAAUAACGAGUCCUUCCGGUAGCAGGGUGAAAGCCCACGUUAUCCCCACGCACGAGGGAUUCCUAGUGAACUUUACCCCGACGCAACUAGGAGAAUAUUUAUUGGGGGUAUCGUUUGGGGGCGAGCCCAUUUCAAACCGACCAUUCCGAUUGACCUGUUUAACGGGAAGUGACCCGUUGAAAGUGAAAGCUACAGGUCCAGGUCUGCAGAGGGGGAUUGUGAACAGACCUGCUGAAUUCAUGAUAGACACCAGAGGCGCCGGACAAGGCGGUUUGGGUGUUACCGUGGAAGGACCUUGCGAGGCAGCCAUUAACUGCAGGGACAACGGGAAUGGUACUUGUUCCGUUGCUUAUUUGCCCACUGAAGUCGGUGACUAUGGCAUCAAUAUAACGUUCAACGACUGCCAUAUCCCUGGAAGUCCCUUUCAGGCAAUCAUUGUCCCUGAUGUUGAUAUGAAUAAGAUUAAGGUGUCGGGCAGUGGGAUACAACUACAUGGUGUAUACGUCGACGCCCCAACGGAGAUCUUAGUGGACACACGGGCGUUGCCCAAGUCUGGAACCACCGACGACGGCAAAGUAACCUGCACCAUCACAAACCCAUCAGGAGCCCAAACUGAUAAACUCGUAACGACAACCCUCGACGGAACCUACAAGAUAACUUACAUACCCUUCGAAGAAGGAAGACACACAAUUGACAUAUUCUACGACAACGUUCCUGUGCCAGGUUCGCCCUUCAUCGUCAACGUCCGCCGCGGCUGUGACGCGAAAAAAUGUGUGGCCUACGGCCCAGGUUUGGAGAAAGGAGUACUGGACAAGCCCAACGUGUUCACGGUAGAAACCAAAGGUGCCGGUAGCGGUGGACUCGGUCUGGCCAUCGAGGGACCCAGCGAAGCCAAGAUGACCUGCACAGACAACAGAGACGGUUCCUGUUCGGUCGAAUACGUGGCCAACGAACCGGGUGAAUACGACGUAUCGAUCAAAUUCGCCGAUCAACACAUUCCCGGAUCACCGUUCAAAGUGGUGGUCGGCCAAGAGGUGGACGAGAAAUUGGUGAGGGCUUACGGGCCGGGACUUGAGGCCAACAAAUGUAGAUCUGGUGUUCCGGCCAAGUUCACCGUCGACGCGUCCAAAGCUGGUCCCGCUCAAGUUUCCGUCAACAUCACCUCGGACUCGCAGCCGUUGCCGAAGAGGCCGGACGUUACGGACAACGGUGACGGAACGAUUGAUGUGUCUUACAUUCCACCCAACGAGGGAGCCAAUUUGAAGGCUCAGAUUUUGUACAACGGCAAAGAUAUUCCCAACAGUCCAUUCCCCAUCAAGGUACGACCGACGGUUGAGCCAGAGAAGGUCAAGAUUACCGGACCAGCGGUCACCGACAACGGCAUUCCUGCUUCGAUUCCAACAACUAUUAAAUUCGACACCAAUGACGCAGGAUACGGGGACUUGGAGGUUAAAGUUAUGGGACCAGACGGCAGUUCCAGGCCGGUUACGCUUAAGGACAACGGCGAUGGUACAUACAACGCCACCUUCGUUCCCGACGAUUGUGGCAGGUACAAGUUGCACUGCAAAUAUGGUGGAAAGGACGUACUGAAAGCCCCCAUUCCAAUCCAAGCUUACGCUACAGGAAACGCUGAAAAAUGUCAUAUCACAGAAGGACAAGAGAAGACCUUGAACAGUGGUGAGAACUACUGCAUAACUGUCAACACGGAGAACGCAGGAAAGGGUGCCAUUACCUGCAGGGUCAAAUCAACGAAUGGAAGUGCCAGCGACUUGGACAUCAACAUUGUGGACAAUGGAGAUGGUACUGUCAGUAUUUUCUACACUGUACAAGAUGCUGGAGAAUACUCUAUUAACAUUCAAUUCGGUGGACAAAGUGUACCUGGAGGAUUCUACACAUUUGUGGCCGAAGAGGUCAAAACUGAGAAGUCAACAGUCACCAAGACAGAUUCAAGCGUCAGGAAGGCCACCACACAAAAGGCUCAGACCUUUAGACCAGUCGCUCUUGAUAAUAUCCCAUUACCAAGUACUGGAGGACACGUCACAGCUGAAAUCAAGAUGCCAAGCGGAAACGUAGACAAGCCAAUCAUAGAAGACAACCACGAUGGUACCGUCACCAUCAAGUACGACCCACGCGAGGAAGGUAUCCACGAAUUGGCAGUCAAAUUCAACGGCGAACAUGUCCAAGGUUCACCCUACAAGAUCCACGUCGACUCCAUCAGCUCCGGGUAUGUAACCGCCUACGGCCCAGGCCUCACCCAUGGUGUAACCGGUGAGCCCAGCAACUUCACCAUCUCCACCAAAGGUGCUGGUUGCGGAGGUCUUUCGAUGGCCGUAGAAGGCCCCAGCAAGGCCGAAAUCAGCUGCCACGACAACAAGGACGGCACCGUCUCCGUGUCCUAUCUGCCAACAGCCCCCGGCGAGUACAAGAUCUCCGUCCGCUUCGGCGAGAAGCACAUCAAGGGCUCCCCCUUCAACGCCAAGAUCACCGGCGAGGGCAGGAAGAGAAACCAAAUCUCCGUAGGCUCCUGCAGCGAAGUAUCACUCCCAGGCAAAAUCUCCGACGCCGACAUCCGCUCCCUGAACGCCUCCAUCCAAGCCCCCAGCGGCUUGGAGGAGCCCUGCUUCCUGAAACGUUUGCCCACCGGCAACAUAGGCAUCUCGUUCACUCCCAGGGAAAUCGGCGAGCACGUCGUGUCCGUCAAGAAGCUGGGCAACCACAUCCCCAACUCCCCGUUCAAGAUCAACGUGUGCGAGAGGGAAGUGGGCGACGCCAGGAAAGUCAAGGUGUCCGGCAACGCUUUGAAGGAGGGCAAGACCCACAACAACAACACCUUCAACGUCGACACCAGGAACGCCGGAUUUGGAGGUCUGUCGCUCUCCAUUGAGGGCCCGAGCAAGGCGGAGAUCCAAUGCAACGACAACACUGACGGAACCCUCAACAUCUCGUACAAACCCACCGAGCCUGGCUACUACAUCGUCAACCUUAAGUUCGCCGACCACCAUGUGGACGGAUCUCCCUUUACCGUCAAGGUUACCGGUGAGGGCUCCAACAGGCAACGUGAGAAGAUCCAGAGACAAAGGGAAGCCGUACCAAUCACCGAAGUGGGAAGUCAAUGCAAGCUUACUUUCAAAAUGCCUGGAAUCACCUCGUUCGAUUUGAGCUCAACUGUCACAUCUCCUGGUGGAGUAAUCGAAGAUGCUGAAAUCAAUGAAAUCAGCGAUGGACUGUACGCCGUCCACUUCGUCCCCAAAGAACUUGGUGUGCACACUGUUUCCGUCAAAUACAAGGACAUCCAUAUUCCCGGAUCCCCGUUCCAGUUCACAGUGGGCCCAUACAGAGACCACGGUGCCCAUUUGGUUAAAGCCGGCGGUGUCGGCUUGGAAAGGGGUGAACAAGGUGAACUCAACGAGUUCAACGUGUGGACCAGGGAAGCCGGAAGCGGCCAACUGGCCAUCUCCGUCGAAGGACCCAGCAAAGCUGAAAUCAACUUCACCGACCGCAAAGACGGUUCAUGCGACGUAUCCUACAAAGUCUCCGAACCUGGUGAAUACCGCAUCGGUCUUAAGUUCAACGAUGAACACGUCCCGGAUUCGCCGUUCAAAGUUUACAUAUCGCCGGCCGUUGGUGAUGCCCACUUGUUAGAAGUCAUCCAGUUCCCCGAGGGGUACAUCCAGGCAGACAAGCCUUCGCAGUUCCUCAUUCGCAGCAAUGGGGCCAAAAAGGGUGACCUCGAUGCCAAGAUUAUUGGACCAUCCGGCCACGAGGACGAUUGCUUCGUGCAAAUGAUCGACAUGGAGGAAUACUCGAUCCGUUUCAUGCCCCGCGAGAACGGCAUCCACAAAAUCCACGCCAAAUACAACGGAGUCCACAUUCCCGGCUCACCGUUCAGCGUGAAGGUCGGCAAGGACACCGCCGAUCCGGCCGCCGUCCACGCCGCCGGCGCCGGCUUGCAGGACAUCAAGACCGGCAACAAGACCGACUUCAUCAUCGACACCGUGAACGCCGGUGCCGGCACCUUGGCCGUCAACAUCGACGGACCCAGCAAGGUGUCCAUGGAUUGCACAGAAGUGGAAGAGGGUUACAAAGUUCGUUACACACCGCUGGCCCCCGGUGACUAUUACAUCAGUAUUAAGUACAACAACAAUCACAUCGUGGGAUCUCCGUUCAAAGUGCACAGCAAAGGGGACGCCAAGGUGGCCGACAUUGGAGGCCAGGAGUCAUCUUCAGUGGUCGUCGAGACCGUCGCCAAAGUGGGAAAAGCCGCCGGCGGCAACCACGGACCCAAACUGCCCAGCUUCAAAAGCGACGCCUCCAAAGUGGAGUCCAAAGGUAUGGGUCUUAAGAAGGCGUAUCUGGGCAAACAGAACAACUUCACCGUAUCCGCCCAAGACGCCGGCACCAACAUUUUGUUCGUGGGCGUGCACGGUCCCAAAGGACCGUGCGAGGAAGUGUUCAUCAAACAUCAAGGCCGUCAACAAUAUCAUAUCAAUUAUCUUGUAAGAGAAAGAGGUGAUUACUUGAUCAUUGUCAAAUGGGGAGAUGAUCAUAUUCCUGGCUCUCCAUUUAAGGUUGAAGUUUAGAUUCUAAUUUUUUACAUAUUAUUAAUUAUUAUGUUUCUGUAACAAUUUUCUUAAUUUUACUGGAUUCGUUUUUUUAUUUUGUACAUAUAAUCUAACUUAAUUAUUUCGUAAGUUGCUUCAAUUUAAUUUCCAGUAAAAUUACCAAAAAUAUGUUCAUUGUAUUAUUUAUAGUAAGAUCUAAUAAAACUCUUAUUUAAUUUAUAGUUUUAUCAUAUAUGUUGUGUUAUUUUUAUCAAAUGAUAUUCUCUUGAAUGUUAUCUUAUUAUUUCAAUAAAUUUAUUCUCAAUAAA